This is a messenger RNA of Staurois parvus, 1305 nucleotides long. NCBI's taxonomy places the organism in Eukaryota, Metazoa, Chordata, Amphibia, Anura, Ranidae. The record is from the annotation of a GenBank genome assembly.
AUGAGUAUGUUGAGAAAUCACUCAAACACAGAUCUUGAUGAGGCCCCACAUACUUUACGCUCAGAUCUAUGCAGUCCAGUGAUUUCAAUACUAAGACCAUCACACCAUUCUUUGUCUCCUAUAUCCAAUGCCUUGGAAAUUAGCCAGUCACCUACCAGAGCCUUAAUUGAUGAACCACGCAAGAGCCAGUGCUCUGUAUUGGACACACAGACUCCUUGUAUGAGUACUAUUUGUAAUGAAAGUUCAAGCUGCAAGCCUGCCUCUUCAGAACUCCCUAGCAAUCUAUGUACCACCAAUCAGGAGAAAAUCCAGCAAUCUUCUAGUCAUUUGUGUUUGACAAGCAAGAGAAAUGAGGAGGCAGUCUCAGAAAACAAGAACACUGAUGGACAAGUUCUUUCGCAUAGUUCUCAAACUUUUCCAGUUCCACCCAAUUCAAACCUUUCAGAACAAAUGCAUGAAUUAUCUCUUGGCGUAACUAUUCAUAAAAGCAAUGUCUUGUCUGAGCCAGCAUCACAUAUAUGUAACAUAUUUUCUAGUUCUGAUAUGACUCCAUCUCCUUCUGUUAAUUCUUCCCCUUCUAUUAAUUCUUCAGACCAGUUUUUCAGUUUUGUCAUUUUUCAUGCCCCUGAAGACCAAGAGAUAGCUAGCAGGGUUUGUAAUGUUUUAGAACACCAUGUGGUUGGCAAAGGUACAACGUUUGGUGAGGGAUUUGAGACUCCAGGAGUUAGCCUUUUAACGUGUCUUGAAAAUGCGGUAGAAAACAGUGCAUAUAUUGUACUUUUGCUCACUAAUGCUUUUUUGAACGCUACAUGGGGUGACUUCCAGAGUACUACAGCAAUGAUGAAUUCUAUAGAAAAGGCUCACAAACUGGGGAGUGUCAUUCCUUUUUAUCCCCAAGAAAAAAGAAAAACAGAUUGUACAAUGCCAAUGUGGCUAAGAACCUUGAUUGCCUUGGAUGAAAGUUCUCCUAUCUUUAAAACUAAAGUGCGUAACACAUUCAAGCAGGAAGUAAUUAGGAACCAGAAUGAACUGUGGGAAAGGAAAAGAAUUAUGUCAGAUUUUCAACCACAAAAUAUUUCCCUACAAUGGCUGAUGGGUGAAGCCACUGCUGUUUCACCACACCAAACCCAACCUCCAAUUCACUCUGCAUUUCAUGGACAGACUCCAGUUAUACAGAUCAGCCAUGCCAGCAAUGUGCAAAUAGGCAAUCAAAACAGUAUGAACAUCCAGUUUUCACCAAAUGAGCCACAAAUUGAUUGUGAUACAAACAUUUAUCAUGAUGCUGAAAAUGAAACUGCAAAUUAA